GACGGGAGGGUCCUCGGCUAAAGCCCCGAGCGGAUCAAAGUGGUGGGACUCGCGCCGCGGCCGCGGACACGACAAGCCUCGCCCGGGUCGGAGCCCCGCGCGCGCCGCCCAUGGAGAAGACGGAGCUGAUCCAGAAGGCCAAGCUGGCCGAGCAGGCCGAGCGCUACGACGACAUGGCCACCUGCAUGAAGGCCGUGACGGAGCAGGGCGCCGAGCUGUCCAACGAGGAGCGCAACCUGCUGUCCGUGGCCUACAAGAACGUGGUGGGCGGCCGCCGCUCCGCCUGGCGCGUCAUCUCGAGCAUCGAGCAGAAGACGGACGCCUCGGACAAGAAGCUGCAGCUCAUCAAGGACUAUCGGGAGAAGGUGGAGUCCGAGCUGAGGUCCAUUUGCACCACCGUCCUGGAAUUGUUGGAUAAGUAUUUAAUAGCCAAUGCAACCAAUCCAGAGAGUAAGGUCUUCUAUCUGAAAAUGAAGGGAGAUUACUUCCGGUACCUCGCCGAAGUUGCAUGUGGUGAUGAUCGAAAACAAACGAUAGAUAAUUCCCAGGGAGCUUACCAAGAGGCUUUUGAUAUAAGCAAGAAAGAGAUGCAACCCACACAUCCCAUCCGCCUGGGGCUGGCUCUUAACUUUUCUGUAUUUUACUAUGAGAUCCUUAAUAACCCAGAGCUUGCCUGCACACUGGCUAAAACGGCUUUCGAUGAGGCCAUUGCAGAACUUGAUACACUGAAUGAAGAUUCGUACAAAGACAGCACCCUCAUCAUGCAGUUGCUUAGAGACAACCUAACAUUAUGGACAUCAGACAGUGCAGGAGAAGAAUGUGAUGCGGCAGAAGGGGCAGAAAACUAAGUGCAUACAGGGUGUCAUCCUUCUUCCCCUCAAGAGAAACCUUUUUACACAUCUCCAUUCCUUAUUUCAUUUGGAUUUCCUAUAGCAAAGAAACCCAUUCAUGUGUAUGGAAUCAACUGUUUAUAGUCUUUUCACACUGCAGCUUUGGGAAAACUCCAUUCCUUGAUUUGUGUUUGUCCUGGCCUUCCUGGUGUGCAGUUACUGCUGUAGAAAAGUAUUAAUAGCUUCAUUUCAUAGAAACAUAAGUAACUUCCAGACACUUAUGUAGAGGACUAAAAGUGCACCUGGUAUUUAAGUAAUCUGAACCAGUUCUGCAAGUGACUGUGUUUUGUAUUACUGUGAAGACAUGAAGAUGUAGCUCAUUACAUUAAAGCGUGUUCUGCGUCACUUCCUCAUUUCUGCAUUCCCUCUCUCUCUCUCUUCUUUGGGUUUCCUUUCAGCAGGCAACUUCUCCAUGCCCUUCAUGUAUUCCUUGUUCAUAGGAAUCCAGAAGUAUCAGAUUGAAUGGGAAAGCAUUGACAUUUCUGGGCCAGGGGUCACAAUUUCAAGUGCCUCCUGUGUCCUGUGUGAUGGAGGCUUGUGUGUCUGUGACAACAGGGAGUUUCCUUAUUCACUCUUCAUUGCUGCUGUUGAAGUUGACAACUUCCCUUCCCAAUAAAAAUUCACUUACACCUCCUGCCUUUGUAGUUCUGGUAUUCACUUUACUGUGUAACAGAAGUAGCAUGUUGUUGCCAAAAUACAAGCAUUGCUUUUGGCAAAAUAAAGUGCAUGUCAUUUCUUAAUACACUCGAAAGGGAAAAUAAAGUACACAGUCCAAGUCUAAAACUUUAGUACUUUUCCAUGCAGAUUUGUGCACGUGUGAGAGGGUGUCCAGUUUGUCUCGUGAUUGUUACUUAGAGAGUUGGACCACUACUGUGUGAUGCUCAUCAUUGACUGUAGUCCCAAAAAGCCUUGUGAAAGUGUUAUGCCCUGUGUAACAGCAGAGUAACAUAAAAUAAAAUUACGUUUUAUAAACCA
This is a messenger RNA of Talpa occidentalis (Iberian mole), 1865 nucleotides long. It is a transcript of the gene YWHAQ, whose product is annotated as tyrosine 3-monooxygenase/tryptophan 5-monooxygenase activation protein theta. Gene Ontology annotation, biological process: signal transduction. The transcript has 6 exons. The record is from RefSeq and is a predicted model, not a curated record. Lineage: Eukaryota; Metazoa; Chordata; Mammalia; Eulipotyphla; Talpidae. The coding region runs from base 111 to 848 and encodes 245 amino acids. Gene Ontology annotation, cellular component: cytoplasm.